GACAGGCAGAGGCAGGGCAUCAAGACGCCCUUCAGGCAUUGCUGCCGUAAGAGCCGUGCAACAUUCUUAUUUUCUCCAUGCCUGUCUCCCGGAUCCCUUGGCCAUGGCGGUUCUUCUGCCUGGUGCUGAAGAUGGCAUCUCCACUCCUCCACGGAAACCCCUGGUAAGAGCUGCUGUGAGCUUCAGGGGUUCAAGAUAAAGUUACCGCGAGUUUUGAGGUUAUUCUUGGGCAGUCGACACUCAGAAAUCAGCACAGCAACUACACCACACUCGUCCACGCCGGGACUGGUUUCCAACAUGGCCUCCCCCAAGUCGGUCCUGUCAAAGACGCUCCAGAGCAUCACACUCAGCAAGAUACGCGAACUUGAAUCACGCCACAAGACGUACGAAGCCCGCAAGCGCGAGUACCUUGCCAAGGUCGAUGCGGCUGCCGAUGAGCGAGACCGUCUCGCCUGUCUCAUCGACGCUCUCCGGGAACUCUCUCCGGCUGCCACCAAGGAUGUCAGCCUGAGCAACCUGAAGCGUUGGCUGGACCAGUCCCGCUACGAUGCCUCCAUCCCGGUAUCUAAGCUGGCCAGCUUCAACCGCCAGCUUCGCGCCAAGCUCGACAUCCAAAGCCGCAAGCUCGACAUGGCCCACCUGUACUCGCGUCUCUUGACCGAGUGGAUGGACCAGCCGCUUGUCGACCCGGUGCCUGCUUCAGCUGAUGAUAUGGACAACGACUCCUUCGAGGUCGUCGAACGCCAGCGCCAGCGCCUGAGCGAACUCGUAGACAAGUUUGAGUCGGUUGUCUUUGAACGGCUCGAGACAGACGAGGCCGCAAUCCGAGACUUCCUCAACGGCCUAUUCCCGGAUGAGGAGAGCCAAGAGGAGCUCGAGAAGCUGCGCAACAGGAUUGCCGACGACAGUGCCAGCUUUAUGUCCGAGACAGCCCCAUUCGACGAGGCGUCCCUUACCAGCUGCAUCAAGGGCCUCCUGACCGAGGACAUCCUCAGUGACGAGAAGCAAGCCAUUCUGCGGGACUUUCUUGAGAACGACAUUGCCAAGUCGGAGAUUGCUGACGUCUUGAACAUGCGCUUCUCCGACUUGAAGCAGUGGCAUUGGGACGCCGGGAAGGAUGGCAUUCGUGUCAUGCCGCGCCGCGGUCUCAACGGCAAGUAUCGCGUCUGGGCCGAUGACGACAUUCUGCAAAUGAUCUUUGUUCAGUACAUCGGAAUCAGACUGUGCAAUCUCCUCAAACCGGCUCUCAAGGAUUUCAUGCAGAGGGUGUGCUCCAAGAAUCUCCAGGGCCGCGUGGCGCCGACCUCGGCCGAUCUGGAAAGGCAUCGCUUCUACUUGCACAGCACACCGAUUCCCAUCUCUAGCAUUGAGUCGCGGCGCAAGUCGGACUACUUUGACAAGUUCUUCCUCUCGCAACUCCCUGCCACCGAGACCUCGCUCUUCGAUGGGGACAACAGGUACGACGACGAUGAUGAUAACGAUAGUGACAGCGAUGCGAGCGAGGCCGCCGACGUCACUUCCUCUCCGCAGAAGCGGUCUGGCAUCAAACAGCAACUCCUGCGCCACCUUACCGCCGAGCUGAUUGUCCAUCGGCUCCGCGGCCUCACCCACGAUACCCGGACAAGCCCCGGAAGCGGUGUGGCUCUGGUACAGACGGAUCUGCAGUGGUAUGCCACCGGGCUUUCGCAUAGCACCGUCUUUGCCGUCAUGCGCUAUGUCGGUUUUGGCCAGGACUGGAUUGACUUCUUUAAGAAAUACCUGGAGUCUCCCCUGAACCUAGACGCUGCCUCGGACAACCGACCCCAGCACGGCCCCCGCAUCCGCAAGAGGGGUGUCCCCAUGGCACACGCCUCGGAGAAGUUCACGGGAGAACUGGUGCUGUUCUUCAUGGAUCUUGCGGUGAACCGUGAGACGGGCAUCCUGCUGUACCGGCUGCAUGAUGACAUCUGGCUCGUCGGCGAGCCCCAGAGAAGCGCUCAGGCAUGGAGCUGCAUGCAAUCGUUCGCUACGGUAUUCGGCCUCGACUUCAACAAAGCCAAGACCGGCUCCAUCUACCUUCCCGGCUCCUCCAAAAAGGACACUACCAUCGCCAAGACGUUGCCGGCCGGUCCUGUCAGGAUCGGCUUCUUGUGUCUCGACCCCGAGUCUGGGAGAUGGGUCAUCGACCAGAAGCUCGUGGUGGCUCAUGUGGACCAGCUAGAGAAGCAGCUGACCGAGUGCAAGAGCGUGCUGUCGUGGGUCCAAACGUGGAAUUCAUGCAUUGGCCGCUUCUUCAGCCACACAUUCGGCGAGCCUGCCUACUGCUUCGGGCGGGAGCACGUCGACGAGGUCCUGGACACGUAUCGGAACAUGUUGCGGAGGCUGUUCCCUGGCUCUAAGGGCAACGAAGGAAGCGUCGUUGAACACCUCAAACACAUGAUCCAGGAUCGCUUCGGAGUCCCGGAUUUGCCGGACUCUUUCAUCUACCUGCCAGAACAGUUGGGAGGCCUGGGGCUCCGCAAUCCGUUCGUGGGCUUGUUCUUGAUCCGCAAUAAGAUCAUCCAGACGCCCCAGGAGAUUGUCAACGAGUACCUCAAGCAGGAGCGCGACAGGUACCUGCAAGCCAAGAAGACAUUCGAGGCGCUCGACGAGCCAGCCCUGCGCCGCCUCCUGCGGUACAUAUACCCCGACCCCGACGCCGUCAAAGAACGCGCCAUCUCAGAGUCGGACAUGACCACCUUCUUCUCGCUCGCGGAGUAUAGCCGGUUUCGCGAAGGAGACGAUUACGGGUUUUGGUCAAUGUUUCAGAAGCUGGUGACGGUCCCGGAGACGGAGGAGAUCGCCUUGAGCAAGGAAGUUGAAAGCGGGCUGAGGGAGUUCCUGGCUGACAGUGUCCGGCUGGACUCGGAGAAGAAGUGGUUUCUGCAGCUCUAUGCGAGGGAGCUGCUGGAGGACUUUGGUGGGCUGAGCCUGGUCGACAAGCAGUUCCUUCCCGUCGGCGUACUGGCCAUGAUGCGGGGAAAGAAGGUCAGCUGGAACAUGGUCCUCUGAAGGAUGCUUGGUGUUGCGAACCGCUUCUGUGAUGGAUGAUCCAUCACAGAAGCAACUAUUCGUUGAACGAAACAACCAAGGACUGAUAUCGGGAUUAUCAUGUAUGCCGUUUUGUAAUACAUGCUAUUGGUUUUCUAUCCGCCAAUACCCAAGGUUUUCGAUGCCC
Molecule: messenger RNA, 3196 nt
Organism: Parathielavia appendiculata
Lineage: Eukaryota; Fungi; Ascomycota; Sordariomycetes; Sordariales; Chaetomiaceae
Exons: 3
Coding region: 298-3030 (910 amino acids)
Source: RefSeq, a predicted model, not a curated record